UUAAGCUCAUACGGGGUUUUAUUAAUUGGGCCGUAAAUUUAUUUCAAUGUAGGAUGCUGAAGUUCAAGCUCUUCGGACAAAGGCUGAAGAUAUCCGAAAACGAGACUUACAGCAUUUAGCGGCUCAGAGGCUAGAAAUGUUGAAGCAGUUGUUUUUGAUGACAGAGAAUCAAGAACGUUACAUCGAAUAUAUCGAAAACUUCGACGUGUCUGCCGACAAUAUCGCCAAGCUAAACGAAUACCUUGACGAGCACAAGUUGAGACCAACCUCUUUCGAGAGCAUCCUACAAGAAUUAGACAACGCAUCCGACACAGCAAAUGCUGAUAUUCUUUCGCCUACGUACCUGGACGAUCCAAAGUCUGAUAAGCGACUUACGAAGCGAGUUCUGCCACCACCCGAACGUAUGGUUACAAGAGGAGUCAGCGGAGCUAUACGACACAGAAGUGUAGACGAAAUUCUCUCAGCUGCCGAGAAAUCUAUCGGAGUGUAUCCUUCGUCUGAUUACAUGUCCACCGACAACGGCAAGAUACCAAUAAUAUCUCUGUCAGGGGAAAAAUCCGUAGCAAAGCGAACGAAAACACCAGCAUCUCGAAAGGCUGACCUGUAUAACCCGUAUCCUAUCCAAACAUACAAUGGUAUCAAAUUACCAAAUCAGAGCACCAACCAAGGCAAUGGGCUAGAGUUAUAUGCAUAUCAUUUGAAGGUCAAUGCUCAACCACUUUACAAGUCAUUACAAACUGCGCGAAAAGUUCUGAUGACGCAGGAUUGGAAGGUUGGCAGAGAUGAAUUGAAGGCAUCAAGAGCUAUCCAAAAAAUCGAAGAGUCAAAACAGAACGGAUUGUGGAGUAUGAAACAGCACAAAAGGCACCGUGCUGUUGCGCGCACCAAAACUCAUUGGGAUUCACUUAUUGAUGAGAUGAAAUGGAUGCGAACGGAUUUCAAAGAGGAGCGCAAGUGGAAGAUAGCAACGGCAUAUAUGAUAUCCAGAGCUGUCAUGGAAUGGCAUUGGGCCGAUGAUAAGCAAUCUGUUUGUGUCAAGGCACGCCCACAUAUUCCAAUUGACGAACGCCAAGUGAUAGAUACUAUGGAGACAGAUGAGCCUAAAAUCGAGGGAUCAGCAGAUGUUACGCUUCUCGAAGCACUGAAAACAGAAGACCUUACUGACAAGGCCGAUUCAUUGUUAGCGGUGAAGGAGAGUGAUACGCCUACAACGACUUCGGCUAUGCCACCACCGCCAUCACCGAACUUGUGGAAUGAGUUUAAAACUUCUAUACUGAACCUUGAUAUUGACAAUCCUAUAUUCGUUCUACCUAUUGAUGCACUGGUUGACAUGGACCUUACUACCUUAUUCCCAGAGCUGCCAUUAUAUGAAGCUCCUCAACCAAACGACGCCGAUGCUUACAUUGAUGAAUUGGAAUACGGAAGAGUCGUACCUAUCACCAAGUUCAUAUCACAGAAAACAGUGAUUAAGAAGAAGUUGCCACCUACUCGUAAGCGAACAGCAGAAGAAGCUUUCAUGCAAGUGGACGCCGAUCAAGAGGAAGUUCCACAACUUCCAAAGCAUGACAAAUACGACACUGCUCAAUAUCUUUCCCCAUUGUUUGCAUUACGCAAAGUCAAGGAUACACCUGCCACCCAGCCGCCGACUCCACAACCGCCAAAUCCAGCCAUCAACAGACAUUCAGCAACUUGGUCGGACGAUGACGAUGUUUGCCUUAUCACCCUCAUUGUACAAUAUUCAUUUAAUUGGUCACUUAUAUGUGAUGCGUUCAAUUCCAUACGGCGACCGAUCACUGGUGAGCAGCGAACACCUUAUGAAUGUCAUGAACGAUGGCGACAGAAUAACCUCACGUCUCUAUCUGGUCAAAUCAAUGCUGCCUAUGCUAUCAAGAUGAAGCGAGACAACGCAAAGCGAGUGUCCAUUGUGAAAUUAGAUGGACCCAAGAAGCGUCAACGACAGUAUAAUAUUUUCGAAGCUAUUAAAAAGACCCAAGUCAAACGGGAGCAAGCACAGAAACCUAAUUCAUCGGCACCACCUCCGAGAUCAACGAUAGAAACGCAUGGUGUUGGGUUAAAUGGUCAACGACUGGCUACCCCGAUGGAAUUGAGCAUGGCAAAAGCUCAACGUGAUAGAUCGCUUGCACAGGCUUUGCUUGAAUCCAGGCAAUUGUCUGCUGCAUAUGGUCUUGCUGCUCAAAGAACACAUACUAUACAGCGUGCCAGCCAUCCAGGAGCCAUUCCAAUGCCACAUCCACAAUUACCAGGUCAGCCACGACCACCUGCAGCAGCCCAAGUCGCACGACCUAUGGCACCUACUUCACCUGGAAGUCAGCGACCAGCAGCCCCCGUUGCCAAUAUACCAAAUGCCAACAAUAUACAGCAGAUAAAUCAAUUCCCCCCGAAUGCUCAGCUGCAAUUGAUGCGACAACGACAAAUGCUACUAGCUGCUGCUGCCGCCGCCCGACCUCCUGCAUCAGCACCAUUACAGCAGUUUCCAAGUAUGAAGGAUUCUAUUCAAUGAAAAUAUUGAAAGUCCAAACUGAUAUCUAAUCCCUUGUCUCCUUUUCAUUAGAUAAUGCACAACAACAAUCCUCACCUGUACAACAAGCGCAAGCACAAGCGCAGACGCAGUCCCCUCAGAUCGGAAUGCAGUCCGCCGCAGCUACCAACACACUAUCGGUUGCAGCUCAGUUGGCUCAAAUGGGAUACCCUCUACCACAACUGGGAC
This is a messenger RNA of Umbelopsis ramanniana AG, 2728 nucleotides long. RefSeq lists its product as uncharacterized. The record is from RefSeq and is a predicted model, not a curated record. The transcript is spliced from 11 exons. The coding region runs from base 137 to 2521 and encodes 794 amino acids. NCBI's taxonomy places the organism in Eukaryota, Fungi, Mucoromycota, Umbelopsidomycetes, Umbelopsidales, Umbelopsidaceae.